UAGCGUGGCGAGGGCGGGCCGUGUGACGUAGAAGUGAAUCUCUAGCUGUUUAUUGUUCCUUCUUCAGCACCGACAGAGAAAAGCAGGCUUUCAAGCUGUCAGCUACCAUUUUCACACGGUUCACAGUUGGUUUAACGAAAGUGUAACGGUCGAGACAGCUGACUGCACAAACCAGGGGCCAUGGCGUACGCGUACCUCUUCAAAUAUAUCAUCAUCGGAGACACGGGUGUGGGGAAGUCAUGUCUAUUACUUCAGUUCACAGACAAGAGGUUUCAGCCUGUUCACGACCUCACUAUUGGUGUGGAGUUUGGAGCAAGGAUGAUCACUAUAGAUGGCAAACAGAUCAAACUGCAGAUCUGGGAUACGGCUGGUCAGGAAUCAUUCCGAUCCAUCACCAGAUCUUACUACAGAGGAGCAGCAGGAGCACUGCUAGUCUAUGACAUCACAAGAAGGGACACCUUCAACCACUUGACAACCUGGUUAGAGGAUGCUCGCCAACAUUCCAACUCCAAUAUGGUCAUCAUGCUUAUUGGCAACAAGAGUGACCUGGAGUCGAGGAGAGAGGUGAAGAAAGAGGAAGGUGAAGCGUUUGCCAGAGAACACGGCCUCAUAUUCAUGGAGACCUCAGCCAAGACUGCUUCUAAUGUAGAGGAGGCUUUCAUCAACACAGCCAAGGAGAUCUAUGAGAAGAUCCAAGAGGGAGUGUUUGAUAUCAACAAUGAGGCUAAUGGAAUUAAAAUUGGACCCCAGCAUCCUACCACCAACUCCACACUGUCCGGCAGCCAGGGAGGCCAACAGGCUGGAGGAGGCUGCUGCUGAGGCCUCAAAGCACACCUCCCCCUCCUUCAACCCCACCCUCCUCCUCCUCCUUCUCCUUACCCUCUCUGACUCUCCCUUGCGUUUCUACAAAACUGUCCAGGCUCACAAACAGUUUGUUAAUCCCUCUCUCUCGCUCUCUCUCUCUACAGCUCCAUUCUUUCAUCCAUCCAUCCCUCCCUCUCUGUGUCUUACAGCCAUGUCUUUUCUAAGUCUCUUUACCAUACAUGAAGUUCUUGGGGACAUGUUCCCAUAAAUCAACCUGACUUCCCUGACUUAUGAGGACAGAGUCAGCUUCACUCCUAGAUUUAGCCACCAUAUUCUCAAGUUUUGCACCAUUUCUUUUUUGUUAGAUAACUGAUCUUAAUCUUUUUAUUUAAGAAAACCACUUACGCUGGAAUAUGACAAACCCUAUUGCAGCAGUUAAAUUUACACAUUCCUCUCAAUUCAUGAGGAUGUUGUUGAAUCAUGAAACAAAUAUAUCAGUGGUAACAGUGAGUUGACUGUGUUCAGACAGAGGCAGGGUUGUGGGUAGAAAUUUAACACACUCUUAACAAUUGACUAUAUGGAAUAUACCAUGGGCUGUGUUGUGCCUAUACACACAUCUGUACAUGUUUUUAAAGGAAAUGACGUGGCGCAUUGAUGGCAGGACAUGUUUCUACAUUUUGAGUCAGUUUUCAUCCUGUGCCUGUCUGUUAAGGGAUGGUAUGGGUAUUCCAGUAUGUCACUUUGUGAGGUGCACGAGGCACCAAGUCAGCCUGUAUGUUCUGUCCAUAAAAAGUGCAAAUUGUUAGUUUGUGCUUCCUUUCCCUAUUUUCCGUCAUGCUGUUUAGCUUUGUCUUUGUGUCCUUUUUGGUGACUUGCAGAUGAUUUGUAUUUAAUGAACACUACAAACUGGUUGUGGCUUAAAAAAGUGUUUUAAAAUUGUCUGGGGAGAGAAUAAAAGACCAAACUGUUGAGUGUGAAAA
Molecule: messenger RNA, 1784 nt
Organism: Acanthopagrus latus (yellowfin seabream)
Lineage: Eukaryota; Metazoa; Chordata; Actinopteri; Spariformes; Sparidae
Gene: rab2a
Product: RAB2A, member RAS oncogene family
Exons: 8
Coding region: 181-819 (212 amino acids)
Cellular component (GO): Golgi apparatus
Molecular function (GO): GTP binding; GTPase activity
Source: RefSeq, a predicted model, not a curated record